AUGCUUCCCCUCUCGGAGGAUAAUAUAAGAAAUGUUACACCACUAAUGGACACCACCUUCAAAACCAUCACCGUCAAACCCCUCCACCCAACCUUCGCCGCCGAAAUCCAAGGCGUCGACUUUUCCAACCUUUCUGACGAGACCUUCGACGAGAUCCGGGCUGCGCUGGCGAAGUACGGCGUCUGCGUCUUCCGCCGCACCGGCCUCGACGACGAAUCGCAUAUCGCUUUCUCGCGCCGCUUCGGCGAGCUUGACAAUAUCAGGCGGUACAUGGUCGGUGGUCGCAAACCGCGGUACAAGCACUACGAGCUUUUUGAUGCCGGGAAUGUGGAUGAGAAUGGCAAUGUGCUGGAUCCGGAGAGUCCGAGGGCGCAUUAUGGGAGGGGAAAUGCUCUCUUCCACGUCGAUUCGAGUUUCAAUCCCCGCCGCGCAUCAUACUCGCUGCUUCGCGCCGUGCAGCUCCCGCCACCUGGCAACGGGGGCAAUACCGAUUUCGCAGACUCGCGUACUGCCUUCGAGGAACUGCCCAAAGAUCUAGCCCGAGAACUGCUAGAAAACGACUAUGUCGGCGCGCAUUGUCUCGCGCAUUCGCGCAAAGUCGCGUCUCCGGAAUUCUUUAAAGACCUGGACGCGGCCAGGGAGAAGAUGGCUCGUCAUCGCAUCGUCCAGCGCCAUGAACCGAGUGGGCGGAUGAAUUUGUAUAUUGCUGCCCAUUGCCAUCAUAUUGAGGGCGUCUCGCCUGAGAAAUCGCAGCAGCUGCUGGAUACACUGAUGAGACAUGUCACGCAGGACAAGUACGUCACCAGCAUCGUGUGGGAAAAUCCUGGGGACAUGAUCAUCUGGGACAAUCGCUGCGUGCUGCACCGCGCGACGGGCGGAAGCUUCGAGGGGAAGUAUAUUCGGGAUUUGAGGAGGACGACUGUGCAUGAUGAUAGCCCGACGGCUUGGGGGUUGAAUCAGGUUGAUGAGAAGGCGGACGAUUGGGUUUCGAGUGUUGCCCAUGCGACUAAUAAUGCGAGGAGUGUCGAGGUGCACUAG
Rasamsonia emersonii CBS 393.64 is the source of this 1038-nucleotide messenger RNA. RefSeq names its product Alpha-ketoglutarate-dependent 2,4-dichlorophenoxyacetate dioxygenase. Gene Ontology annotation, molecular function: oxidoreductase activity. The transcript has 4 exons. The record is from RefSeq and is a predicted model, not a curated record. The coding region runs from base 1 to 1038 and encodes 345 amino acids. NCBI's taxonomy places the organism in Eukaryota, Fungi, Ascomycota, Eurotiomycetes, Eurotiales, Trichocomaceae.